AUGCGGCACGCUGGCCUAUUGCUACUCUUUAGCUGCUGCCUCAGUCUGGCGCGGGGCCAACUCUUCAGCCUGCCGACUGUCGAUCGGGACAUGCAGGAGCUGGCACAGGCCACGUUGCACGUGGCCAGUCGCUACAUUGCCACAAGGAUCAAUACGCUGGUCGUGAGGCGGCACUGCCUUCAGUGCGGCAAUGCAACGGAUCAUCAGCAGCGGCAGCUUAUCGACCAGCUGCUGCGGCAGCUGGCGAUGCACAUGACACUGCUCCUGUACAGGGGCGCCUCCGAUGAGCAGCCCUGGGACUACACGCUCUUCGUGGUGAAUGAGGCGACAGCUUUUGAGCAACUCUAUCUGAACUAUACGUACCUCCUGCACGAACGGGAGUUCUACUUUCUGGUGGUGCUCAUGACUCGCCUGCCGGAGCCAGAUCUGCAACGAUCGGUGAGUAAGAUCUGCUUUGUGGCUCUCGGGAAGCGCGUCAUCAACGUGGUGGUCCUGGCGCAGCAAUACGAUGGCGGGAUCGCCCUCUAUGCCUAUAGACUGUUCCGCGAGCACUGCGAGCCGGGAAUACAUGCCUAUCAGAGCAAUCGCUUCCUGGCCAAUGGCGAGCUUCUGCAUCCGCAACUGUUUCCCACACGCUUCACCAAUCUGAGCCACUGUGCGCUCAAUGUGACCGGGCAUCAGUUGCCGCCACACUUCAUGUACCGACCGGCAGAUGGCGCCGCCUUGCCAGAGGAGGGUGCGCUGAUCAAUAUGCAAGACCUGCGCGGCAUUGAUGGGGAGCUGCUGAGUCUGCUGGCGAGAGCGCUGCGUUUUAACAUUAAUCUCAAGAUACCCAUGGAGAAGAGCGAGAUCUUUACCGCUGACAGUAUGAACGGCUGCUUUGCACAGCUGGCAUCGGGGCAGGCGGAUUUGGCCAUUGGCGGCUUCAGCGGCUCGGAUAAGCGUCGCCUGCAGUUCUCCACCUCGGUGGUGUAUCAUCAGAGCUAUUUUAUCUUUGUGGUGCGCAUGGAACAGUUUUUUGGGCCCUUUGGCCAAAUGAUGCGCCCCUUUGGCCGCUUCGUUUGGCUCUGCCUGUUGGGCACGCUGCUGGCGGCUCUGAUCUGUACUCGGUGCAUGCGGACGCGCUGGCGUCUAAAGCAUCCGCUGGAGAAUCUGUUGGCCACAUCCGUUGGCAAUGCGGUGCCCGUGCAGCGUUUGCCGGUAAGCGGCUUCCUGCGGCACCUGCUGGCCAGCUGGCUGCUGCUGACCCUGGUGCUCCGCUGCGCCUACCAGGCGAAGCUAUUCGAUGUGCUGCGCACGCACCAGCAUCAGACGCUGCCCCACGGACUGGCCGGGCUGCUGCAGCAGAACUAUACGCUAAUCAGCACGGGCUAUCAUGACUUCUAUCCCCGCGAGCUGACCCGCGUGAUCGAUGGCAACUUCUCGGAGCGCUAUCAGCAGGUGCAGCAGGCGGCGACGGGGGAGCGCCUAGCGACCAUCUCUCUGAUCAACAAUCUGGCCCACUGGAAUCGCUUGCAUCGGAAGAACAGCCAUCUGACCCAUGUGCGCGAGCCGAUCUAUUUGUAUCAGCUGGUCAUCUACUUUCCCAACAACUCCAUCUUCAAGUUCUCCUUCGAUCGCAAAAUCGAGCAGCUGCUCAGCUCGGGCGUCCUCUCCCACAUCGAACGCCGCUACCUGCCCGUCACCUUUGUCGACAUGAGCAACAACAUGGAGCGCGUGACGCGCAUCACCAACGACAUGCUGCGCGGCCUCUAUCACUGCUACGGGGCUCUAAUGACCCUCGCCGGAUUACUCCUGCUCCUCGAGCAUCUGGCGCUUCGUUGGCCUGCGCUGCGGCGCCUCUUCGACUGGCUGCAGUAAGGUCUGCGGCUCUCCCUUAUCUAGUUUAUUGAUUUUGUUGGCAACUCUUGGCAAGCUCGGCCACUCAAGAGCUUUGAAUGCUUUCAGCCUGGUUAAUGGUCAACUGAAAUGCUAUCCUUGCUGCAACUGCUCCUUGUGCGUGCCUGUGUGUCUCUCUCUCUCUCUCUC
Molecule: messenger RNA, 2028 nt
Organism: Drosophila montana
Lineage: Eukaryota; Metazoa; Arthropoda; Insecta; Diptera; Drosophilidae
Gene: Ir11a
Product: Ionotropic receptor 11a
Exons: 3
Coding region: 1-1860 (619 amino acids)
Source: RefSeq, a predicted model, not a curated record